Penicillium verhagenii is the source of this 4491-nucleotide messenger RNA. RefSeq lists its product as uncharacterized. NCBI's taxonomy places the organism in Eukaryota, Fungi, Ascomycota, Eurotiomycetes, Eurotiales, Aspergillaceae. Gene Ontology annotation, cellular component: membrane. The transcript is spliced from 3 exons. Gene Ontology annotation, biological process: transmembrane transport. The record is from RefSeq and is a predicted model, not a curated record. Gene Ontology annotation, molecular function: ATP binding; ABC-type transporter activity; ATP hydrolysis activity. Bases 1 to 4491 code for a protein of 1496 amino acids.
AUGUGGGACAUUGGAGACCAUGCUCUGGAUUUCAGAGUCACGAUUCUUGUCCUGACCACUUUCUUGACCAGCUUGGCGUUUCCAAGCCUGGCAAAUUGGGCCCGUCGAGCAUUUUGCACCACUGAUCAAUUCGCCAAAUAUUUUUAUCACGACUGCGAUGGCGAGAGUACACUCGAAGAUGUGCGGGUUUCUAGGAGGUGGGCACAGCGCGCUAUGAUUACCAUCUUGACAACCAGCGCAGUCGCCGUAUCUAUAUCACGGGCUGUCGUCGUCUCGACAAGAGAGGAAUGGUUGCACUGCGGUAUUUUGCUUUUAUUCCUCAUUGAAUGUCUCGCCUUACUAGUGGAGUCGCGCUGUGCUGUGCGUUAUUCCCUGGGCUUGCAAUUGAGUCUUAGUUGUGUAUUGGGGUUGAUUUCUCUUGCAUUCGAGACCUGCGCAUCGUAUCCUUUGCAUCUAGACAACAUCCAACGAAAGCUGGCCGGCGCAGAAUGCUGUUGUCUUCUCGCCACAGCCGCCCUCUGCUUGCUGCUUCCUCGCCGCCCCGAUGUCUACCACAACCACGUUAUGGUCGACCGCGAACUUUCCACCUCGAUUCUUAGUCGUGUUACAUUUAGCUGGGCAAGUAAAGUUGUCCAGCUCGGCCAUCAGGAUAAGGAGUUCGACCCGGCGGAACUUCCAGGGCUAGACCACAGUACGCGAUCGCAAAGUCUCCGAGAGUCGUUUGCUGAGGCUAAAAGCGCAAUCACGUCAAAAACGCCAAACGGUUUUACAACGCCGGCACCGAUGUGGAGGAUACUAGUGCGAUCCAAUCGUGCACAUCUGACCGGGACAGCGGUGCUGUGCUUUCUCCUGGCACUGCUCACUUUCGCGCCGCAUAUGGCGCUAUUCCAUAUCCUGCAAGUCUUGGAAUCCGAUUCACCUGAGAUGAAAGAACCCUUGCAGUUGGGGGCAUGGGGACUUGCGUUGGGCCUGUCAAUUGUUUGCUCUUCUCUUGUUGAGCAGUGGAUAAACUGGAUUGCAUUCAAUAAGAUCUCAGUCCGAAUAAUCGAGCAAAUAUCCAUCAUGGUGUUUGACAAGGCUAUGCGUCUAACUGGGUCCAUGAGCUCCGAGAAAAGCGGGGAUGGGAACGGCGAGGACGAAGAUUGCGGCGCUAAGAGUACAAUCAAUUUGGUUGCUGUUGAUGGCCAGCGAAUCGGUCGAUUUGCCACGUACUAUUUUCAUUUAGUGCUUGUGCCUCUGAGGAUAAUCCUUGCUUCUGUCUUAUUGAUGAAAAUCCUUGGCUGGCAAAGCUUGGCGGCCGGUCUUGCAUGUAUCGCUGUUCUGAUGCCGAUGAUCACUUCCUGCGGUCGCAUGUAUGCACAGGCUGGUCGCCAGUUGAUGGUGGCACGAGACAAGAAGAUGAGUAUCAUCACUGAGGUGCUGCACGGAAUCCGCCAAAUCAAAUUCUCUGCCCUGGAAGACAAAUGGUCAAAUAGAAUCGGUUUGGUGAGAAAGCAGGAGCUGGCAGGUCAACGCCGAAUCUUUAUCUCGAAUGCUGGCAUCAUGUCUUUCUAUAUACUUGGCCCAAUCGCGUUGUCUGUCGCCUCCUUGGGAGUCUAUGCCUAUCUACACGGGGGGCUGACGGCCUCGGUCACUUUCACUGCUACAUCAAUUAUGGGUUCGAUAGCAAUGUCGUUAGGUGUGCUUCCGGAUUUACUCUCGAAUGUGUUGGACACUUUCAUCAGCACACGGCGCCUGGAUGAGUAUUUUAGUACUCCCGAAAAGAUGCCAAUUUUAACUCCAUCCGACACUAUUGGCUUCCAGAAUGCCACAGUUACCUGGCCGGGAGCUUUGACAUCUCAAAAGUCUCCCUGGGUCUUAAGGGGUCUUGAUCUGGAAUUUGCCCGAGGCGAAUUAAGUCUAAUUUCCGGGCGAACGGGAUCAGGCAAGAGUCUUCUGCUAGCUGCCAUCCUGGGAGAAUGUGAUAUCAUUACCGGGCAGGUAAUGGCACCUCUUCAACCGGAUCCUGAAAGUGUCUGGCGCACAUACGUAGCCAAUGAAGAAUGGCUCCAGGACUCCGCCACGGCUUACGUGGCUCAGAUGCCAUGGAUUGAAGCAGCAACUAUCAAGCAGAACAUUCUGUUCGGCCUUCCCUUUCGUGAAGAGAGGUAUAGGGAUGUCCUAUACGCAUGCGCCUUGGUAAAGGACUUGCAAACCCUCCCCGAUGGCGAGCAAACUGAAGUCGGCCCCGACGGAGUCAACUUGAGUGGUGGCCAGAAAGCCCGCAUUUCUCUCGCAAGAGCGUUAUAUUCCCGCGCUGGCAUUCUGUUGUUGGACGAUAUAUUUAGCGCAGUGGAUGUUCAUACCGCGCAACAUUUAUAUGAGCAUGCACUGACCGGACCUUUGGCUGCGGGUCGAACCCGAAUUCUCACCACGCAUCACAUCAGUAUUUGCUUGCCCCAGACUGAUCGUAUUGUUCAUUUGGAAGAUGGCAUGGUUGGUUUUACUGGUGCGGCUGCUCAAUUACAUCAAAGUGGAAUGCUGGACAGUCUGUUACAUUCUUGCAAACUUGAUGAAAAACUGCAUGAAAAUGCAGAGGUUGCAUUGAAAGAUACACCUUCAUUUCCACUUGAGCAAGUCGAUGAGCCCAAUCGACCGACUUCGUCACAGAGCAGGCGAGUAGUUAAUCAGGCACCACGAACCUUUCUGAAAAAAGAGCGAGGCAAGACAAACAAAUCCUCUCUGCGGCUUUUUAUUCAGUAUGUCACAGCAAGUGGCAGAUGGUGGCUAUGGGCUCUAGUUGUCAUUUCUAGUGCGUCAUAUAUGCUUCUUAUACUCGCAAGAAGCUGGUGGCUACGUGUCUGGAGCAACCAUGAUACCGAGGCAGCUCUCGAUGCACAGAAAAUGGCCGAGCAACAUUUGAAGUUCUAUUUUGGUAUCUACGUCGCUUUCGCUGUCUGUGAGUGGCUCGUUGGCUCAACGGUAAACGUGAUUACUUUCUUUCCCGCACUCCGUGCAUCAGAACGUCUUUUCGAGCAAUGUCUACGCGGUGUACUCAGCGCACCUCUGCAAUGGCUUGACACUGUCCCGGUUGGUCAGAUUUUGAAUCGCUUCUCAUUUGACUUGAACGUUGUCGACUCUCGGAUAUGUCUCAAUCUGAUCCACAUGCUCGCCGCCGGCCUGGAAUGUGGCAGUGUGAUUGUCGCCGGCGUUAUCGUUAACCCUCUUCUGAUCAUCCCCAUCGUUCCUCUUACCUCGGCAUGUGUCUAUUUUACCCGUACAUACUUUGUCGCAGCCCGAGAGGUAAAGCGUAUCGAAAACAUCGCUCGCAGUCCAGUAUUUGAGAAAUUCAACUCUUCGCUCGCUGGCCUUUGGACAAUCCGGGCCUAUGGAAAGCCAGAAAUCUAUAUUGAGCAAAUGCAGCAGCUUGUCGAUGGCCAUGCUAGGGCCUACUGGCAUCAAUGGCUGUUAACCCGCUGGCUUGGAACAAGAAUCAACAUCAUCGGAGCGAUUUUUACUACAUGUGUUGCCGUUUUGGUUACGAGUCAAACAGGAGCAGAUGCGCCCGCGGCCGGUUUUGCGAUCGGUUUUGCAAUUCAGCUGAGCAGUGCCAUGACUUUGUUAACUCAGGCUUACACUGGUUGGGAACUGGAUUUGAAUUCUGUCGACCGCCUCUUGGAGUACUCUGAUAUGGAGCCAGAAAAGUACGAUGGCAUUGAUCCGCCAGCCGCGUGGCCAACAGAAGGACGAUUGGAUAUAAACGACCUGACAGUCAAGUACGCGCCUGACCUGCCACCGGUUCUUAGUGGUCUAAACAUAACCAUCGAGGGGAAUCAACGCGUCGGUAUCGUUGGUCGAACCGGGGCAGGCAAAUCGUCACUGGCUCUAGCUCUGUUCCGCUUCUUAGAAGCCAGCCAGGGCCAGAUUCUCAUUGAUGGGGUCGACAUUUCCAAGAUUACACUGACCUGUCUGCGGAGCCGACUGGCCAUCAUCCCACAGAAUCCAAUGUUAUUUUCAGGGAAUGUUCGAUCCAAUCUGGAUCCUUUCCAGGAACACGAUGAUAGCGAACUUCUCUCUGCUCUAGCGCAGGUGCGAGGCACUACUUCUACAGCGAAACUCCCAUUAUCAGAACUCGAAAAUACCAUUUCUGAGGGCGGUUUGAAUCUAUCCCAAGGCCAGCGUCAGCUUCUUUGCCUCGCUCGUGCGAUUGUCUCCAAUCCGAAAAUUCUUAUCAUGGACGAAGCCACUUCUGCGGUCGAUCAUGCAACGGAUGAGAAGAUUCAGCAGGCUUUACGGACAAGAUUUGGACAUGGCUCUUCAACUCUCAUAGUAAUUGCCCAUCGCUUGAGCACGAUUGCUGACUUUGAUCAUAUCUUGGUCUUAGACCGUGGCAUGGCGGUGGAAUCUGGGCCUCCUCGAGACUUAAUAAACCUUGAGAAUGGAAUCUUUCGGGCAAUGGUAGAGAAGGAUUCAGACAGAGACCAAUUGCUUCGGAUCAUUUCCGGACAAUAA